AUGGUCAUCAACCAACUGCUUUCGCGCAGGAGCGUGCUUCUGUACACCAGCGUUGCCCUCUUGCUUGUUUUCUACCUAAGCUAUCAAUGGAGAUCAACGAGAUCAGCAGAGACGGCGCCAUCAGAGCCACUUCUUCCGCAAGAUCACGAAGUUCCACGGUUCCAGAAAAUCUUCGUGAUCAACCUACCUUCUCGGACAGACCGCCGUUACGCCGCUUCCCUUGCCGCUGCUUUGACGGAUCUCGAUAUCGAAAAUGCCAAUGGAGACAACGAGGUCGAUAAGAAAUCUCUGCCUCCUGGAGCGAAAGAGGUCAACAUGAGCAAAGGCGCCAUGGGCGCAUGGCGGGCUCAUACGAACAUUGCUCGAACAAUGAUCGAGCAGCGCAUUUCGUCGGCACUGAUUCUGGAGGAUGAUGCGGACUGGGACACUCGCAUCAAGCGACAGAUGCGUGACUUUGCAAAAGCAUCAAGGCUACUUGUACAACCACUUCCCGGAACAACAAACGAAUUUCUGGAUCCCACGUGGCCGCAGCCUGAUGCCGAGCAUAGCGAUAUUAACGUCCAACUUGGCCGAGCCGUCAUAUCCGACGAUGAAACCGUGCCCCCGAGACGCUCCAUCAACAUCGAAUUCGGCGACACCCAACUUCUAGACCAAUACCCCGAUUACACGCGCGUCGUGGCCAGGUCGCGUGUGAACACCUGCACUCUAGGAUACGCGCUCUCUCAAAACGGGGCACGACAGCUGCUCGCUCAGGUCGGCAUGUGGAAAAUCGACGGAAUGUUGGACAUGAUGAUGCGCUCUGCGUGUGACGGGCCGGCACUCUUCAACCAUCAUCGCCCGGUGGGCCCGAGAUCGUCGUGGAGCAACAUCAACAAGGAAGACGAUCAAGGCUACAAUGACAUGCCACUUACGACGAAUAUACGGUGGGCGACAAGAGUGAAUUUGGCUAAGCUGAUGCUGGGCGAGACGGACCACAUUGACUCGUAUGGCGACUGA
Zasmidium cellare ATCC 36951 is the source of this 996-nucleotide messenger RNA. RefSeq names its product glycosyltransferase family 25 protein. Lineage: Eukaryota; Fungi; Ascomycota; Dothideomycetes; Mycosphaerellales; Mycosphaerellaceae. Bases 1 to 996 code for a protein of 331 amino acids. The record is from RefSeq and is a predicted model, not a curated record. The transcript has 5 exons.